AAAAUAAUUUUUUGUUUCGUUUCGCCAUUCCUGUUGGUUUGGUCCUCCUUCAUGGUUUGGUUGUGUUCGCCGACUAAAGCCAUUGUCUGCAAUCGUUUUUAAUUUCAGUGAAGGAACAGGAGUGUUAACAAAAAAAAGUAAGUGUUGUUUAUGCCUGAUUUCUUCAUUUUCCAAAGUCAGAGGCAUCAUAAAUGAAAUUGGAUUUCAUUAACUGAUUCAGACUAAUGGAUGACAAGUUGUGAAAUAGAAGUGGACACAUGCUGAGUGAAUGGCUCAUGAGGGAAGUCCAGUUCAUGUUUCCUCCCCUUCACAAGAACUGGGUCUGUCUGUGAAGGAUCCAGGAGACGAUUGUCAGCCAGAAUUGUGGUACACUGAGGGCAAUGAUAUUAUUGAUGCUGGUGGUCCCUCAAGUGUAGAAGUUCAGCCUGAUUUAAGUGGCAGUCCUCGCAGCAUCAGUGCAUCUAGCCAGCUUGACGAUUUCAACGGUUCCCUAUCUCCUUCAAAUCCCAUAGCAGAGACUGAAGGAGGGGGAGACCUAGACAUCAUGGGUAUUGCUAACUCAUGGAAUGAUGAUGAUGCUUUCUGCAAUGAAUCUGCUAUUCCUGCAAGAGGAGUUGAACUGUCUUGUAUGAGCUUAGGGCAAACAGCCAGUUCAGGACCAUGGACAAGUCCCACGCCUCUGUUCCCAACUACGCUAGACUUAUUUGAAGAUGACCGGGAAUCAGUCUGUGAACUUUUGGGAGACGUAGCCGAUUCCAACAGCAUUCCUGGUGUUUGUGGUCUUCGCAACCUUGGAAACACUUGCUUUAUGAACGCUGGUUUGCAGUGUUUAAUUAAUACGCCGCCACUUUUGAAUUACUUCCAUUCAAAUUCAAUUGACGAUCAGUAUAUCGGAUGCAACUCCGUCCAUCUUACGGCGCAGUUUGCCGCGUUUCUUCUAAAAAUGUGGAGUGGUCGCUUCAGCACCCUCCGGCCGGCUGAAUUUAAACACACGUUGUCCUUAUAUCAUCCCCAAUUUAAAGACUAUCGUCAGCAUGAUUGUCAAGAAUUUCUUGCCUUACUGCUGGAUUCCCUUCAUGAGCAUCUUAGCCAGACAGCUUUGAAGGAAGGUACUUCCGAACACACGAGGGAUAUUGUACCCGGUACUGGUAGUGGAAGAAAUGCAGAUCUCCCAGCUGACUGUUGCCUGUUGACGGAAGAACCAAUGGAGCUUUACGAGAGCUCACGUUCGAGUCAAUUGUCGUCUCCUCGAAGUUCUUCGGACUCUGUGGAGACCUCAUCAAGUUGUACUACAAGUUGCAGUAGUACGCGUGCCAAGGCAGCGGCAUUAUCUCUGAGAUCAUUACCUAUUCCAGAGGAAGUAAAACAACCUCUUUUUCCUCUCACAAUUCAUCCACCAUCCCAAGAUGGCAGUGUCACUGACCUUCUCUUUAAAGGAAGCUCUCUCUCACCUCAGAAAUGCUCGUUGGUAAUGGAGCGCAAUAUGCUUAAUCCGUGUGCAGACCCUGUUCAAAAUAUCGUCCUAGAAAAAAAUCUACUUAGUGAAAUUAGCAGCAUGAUGAAAGAAUCUAAAACAGCAAACGUCAACAUAUCAACUGGUUCUGCCGAGACUUCGCCUAAUAAUGAGAUCUGCUUUGAUUCUGGUAAAUUUCCGCCAACGGAUCAGGUCAAACCACGGGCUGCGGUGGCGUCAACACUCGUUCGGAACACGGACAGUGCUCAGGUCCUCAUGCAAGCCAAGCAACAUUUAAUCCAAAAGAACAAAGUAAAAAAUACCAACAUGUUGAAAGAGACAGCAAAGCGUCUCAGUGAAGAUCAAAAUUUGUCAUCUUCAUUCCCGCUCUCUUUGGCCGAAGCUACCUCUUGUGGCGAACAGUCAUUACCAAGUCCAAACAACGAGAAUGUUAGUAGUAUUAGUAAAAAGGCUCGGCUCGAAAACGAUGACGGCCAAGAAGCGCUGGCGAUUGGUCAAGUCAAUGAUAAUAGAGGUACAUCGCCGUGGGACUCGCUCGGUGCUCUCAGUAAGGCUGUCAGGGAAGAAGAAUCUUCCCGUAGUGAUAACGGUGUAUGUUUAACGAACUCGAUGGCAAAUGAGUCUGUGGUCACACACACAUUUCAGGGACAAUUCCGCAGCACGGUUGUGUGUUGCUCUUGCAAACACGUUUCGGUAACAUAUGAGCCUUUUAUGUACUUGUCCGUCCCUUUGCCACGUGCGCUGGAACGCCUGAUAGAAGUGGUGUACAUUCCAGCAUCGGGAGCGAAUGGUUCUAGCCGUCAUCAACUGCUGCUCCAGCAGUAUGACGAAGUGUUGAAACUGCGUCAAAUGCUGGUCAAAUGUUUAGGGCUGAAUGAGGAGCAAUGUGGUAGGUUAGUGCUGGCAGAGGUGGCUAACCGUGUCAUCGUGCGGUUUUUGGAGGACCAGUUGUUACUCCGGAAUUUAACGGAUGGACAACACCGGUCGGUAUAUGCCUUUGCGGUGCCUCCUCCUUCCCCUUCCCUUACACCAGCUGGAUUAAGUGGUAGUGACGACGUAUGUUCAUCGUCAACUGGCGUUUCCGCUGCUAUAACACAAUGUAGUGACCCUUCCGAGACAGACUUACCGGCACCGAUAAUGGACAACUCGUGGAAAAGCUGUGCUAUAUGCCUCGAAGAAAUGGCCGAUGCAGAUUUACGGAAGCACACAUCGUGCACGUGUCUCUUGUGCCAAUCCUGCAUUGAGGCCUCCUGCAAACACCAUCGAAGUAGCUUCGGCGGAGGUAGUCGAAUUGGUGAUUAUCUGCAGUGUCCAGUAUGCGGCAUGGAUGUUAAACCAGAAGAAGAGUUUGCACCUUUAGAUAAACUCCAUUGCUACCGACCUGUCAUCCGACUGCUCAAUUUACCUGUUCUUUUUCGACUGGCCAGCAAUCUACGUUCCGCUAACCCCAAAAGUAGUCGGCUAAUUGGGCAUCCUCGUCUCUUGCAGCUCCCCAACCUCGUCUCACCUAAGAGCUUAUACGACACGGUCAAGAACAUUUAUCCUAAAGUGAACGCCUUCGAUCUGUGCUUUGUGGAUCAACAGGGAAUAAGAUGCCCUCGCUGUGUUUAUCCUAAUCGUUGCAAUGGAUGCAAAAUCAGUCCCGAUGCUGAUCAAAUCUCACUACAGCCGGGCGAUUGCUUAGCGGUGCAAGUUUAUCCUCCAGACGAUGAAGAAGUCGAAUUUGAGGUGACGAAAUGGGAGAAAUUUUUUGAAUUACAGACUGCUGCCGAGCAGGACGAUUGCGUAAGCAGCUCCAGUUCUUCAUCACGUUUUCAAAAAGAACCACUCACUCUGGAUGAUUGUCUCAGUGCUUUUUCAGAAAGUGAAACUCUUGACGAAGGUAAUCCUUGGUUCUGUCCCAAGUGCCAGAAAAGCCAGUGUGCAAGUAAAACCUUGUCCAUCUGUCAGGCCCCUCCAUAUCUAAUAGUUUAUCUGAAACGGUUCGUGUUCCAUGACAAUUCGAGCAGCAAACUUGAUAAUAGGGUGGAGUUUCCCUUGACUGGUUUGUGCUUGCAACCUUACGUUGAUAACGGAGAUGUUUCCAAUAACAGUGAAGAUUACAUGUAUGAUCUUUAUGGAGUUGUCUGUCACUUUGGAAGUGCUUCGUCAGGUCAUUACACAGCGUACACACGACACGUCAACUCGAAAGACUGGCAUUACUAUAACGAUGAAACCGUCUUAUCGCGUGCGCCUCAAGAUGAAGACUUCAGCCAUGGCUAUGUUCUUUUUUAUCAGCGUCGUAGUAGACCAAAUUGCCACGACGAAACUCUCAUGCCGUGUGUUACGGAUAAAUAAAAUUAAUUAUUUUGCUUAUAGGAAACAUAAGAAACUCUUUAUCUGUGAAUGGGAAAGUUCAAGCUCUAAAUGACGAACAUUCCUAACUCGUUCGUGGAAUCGGAAAUGUGCAAAUCAUUUCGAUGUCGUGUUUGUUUUGUUUGUUGAUUUUUUUUUUAAAGAAGUUCCUGUAAAUGAUUAAACAGCUUGGAACCGAUAAAAUCAGAAGCUGACCCGUAAUUUGCCAUGCUUGUUUAAAGGUUUUUUUGUUUUUCAAUUUCUUUUAUCUUGAUACAAAGAGCGUACCUCCGUCUUUGACUGUCGUUUGUUCCUUAUUUGCAUACUCCCCUUUUCUUGUACUAAACACAAUACACAUAUGCCAGUGUUUGAAA
Molecule: messenger RNA, 4182 nt
Organism: Daphnia pulicaria
Lineage: Eukaryota; Metazoa; Arthropoda; Branchiopoda; Diplostraca; Daphniidae
Exons: 14
Coding region: 269-3811 (1180 amino acids)
Biological process (GO): protein deubiquitination
Molecular function (GO): cysteine-type deubiquitinase activity
Source: RefSeq, a predicted model, not a curated record